This is a messenger RNA of Rangifer tarandus platyrhynchus (Svalbard reindeer), 2535 nucleotides long. The record is from the annotation of a GenBank genome assembly. NCBI's taxonomy places the organism in Eukaryota, Metazoa, Chordata, Mammalia, Artiodactyla, Cervidae.
AUGAGCAGCGCUGUGUUACUGCCUCGGCUCCCAGAUCCCAGCAGCAGCUUCCGCGAGGAUGCCCCGCGGCCCCCAGUGCCCGGAGAAGAAGGGGAGACCCCACCGUGCCAGCCGGGCGUGGGAAAGGGCCCGGCCGCCAAGGCCCCACCCGUCUCCCCCAGCGCCCGGCGGAAUGAGGGCGGGCUGGGGGAGCCGGAGGGCCGGGCGUCCCCGGACUCCCCACUGACCAGGUGGACCAAGUCUCUGCACUCCUUGCUGGGCGAUCAGGACGGUGCUUAUCUCUUCCGGACUUUCCUGGAGCGGGAGAAAUGCGUGGAUACUUUAGACUUCUGGUUCGCCUGCAAUGGAUUCCGGCAGAUGAACCUGAAGGAUGCCAAAACUUUACGAGUAGCCAAAGCAAUCUACAAAAGGUACAUUGAGAACAACAGCAUCGUCUCCAAGCAGCUGAAACCGGCCACCAAGACGUACAUUCGGGACAGCAUCAAGAAGCAGCAGUUCGACUCGGUGAUGUUUGACCAGGCCCAGACCGAGGUCCAGGCUGUGAUGGAGGAGAAUGCCUACCAGAUGUUUCUGACUUCGGACAUAUACCUCGAGUACGUGAGGAGCGGGGGCGAGAACCCAGCCUACCUGAGUCACGGGGGCCUGGGGAGCCUCAGGCUCGUGUGUGGCUACCUCCCCACCUUGAACGAAGAGGAGGAGUGGACUUGUGCCGACUUCAAGUGCAAACUUCCCCCCACUGUGGUGGGCUUGUCCAGCAAGACCCUGAGGGCCACAGCCAGCGCGCGGGCCAUGGACACCGUUGAAAGCGGAUACAGGUGCUUCAGGAGGAGUGACCCCGUGAACCCGUACCACGUGGGCUCCGGCUAUGUCUUCGCGCCGGCCACCAGCGCCAACGACAGCGAGAUCUCCAGUGACGCGCUGACCGACGACUCCAUGUCCAUGACCGACAGUAGCGUAGAUGGCGUCCCUCCCUACCGCGUGGGGAGUAAGAAGCAGCUGCAGAGAGAGAUGCACCGGAGCGUGAAAGCCAACGGUCAAGUGUCCCUACCUCACUUCCCGAGAACCCACCGGCUGCCCAAGGAGAUGACCCCCGUGGAGCCUGCUGCCUUUGCGGCCGAGCUCAUCGCCCGGCUGGAGAAGCUGAAGCUGGAGCUGGAGACGCGGCACAGCCUGGAGGAGCGGCUGCAGCAGAUCCGAGAGGAGGAGGAGAAGGAGGGCUCGGAGCUGGCGCCGGGCUCACGGGAGGUGGGGCCCGCGCCGCACCCCCUCUGCCUCCUGCCAUCUAGCAGCUAUGAGGAGGACCCGCAGACCAUCCUGGACGACCACCUGUCCAGGGUCCUCAAGACCCCCGGCUGCCAGUCCCCGGGCAUGGGCCGCUACAGCCCCCGCGCGCGCUCCCCCGACCACCACCACCGCCACCACCUGCAGCCACACCGUGCGCUGCCCCCCCCCGGGGGCACCCUGCCCCCUGCCGCCAUCCCGGCCAGCUGCUCCCUCCUCGGGGCCAGGGGUUUCGUGAGCAGGCAGACCACGAAGCACGUCCACCACCACUACAUCCACCACCACGCCGGCCCCCGGACCAGGGACGAGGCGGAGGCUGAGGCCGCCCCGCGGGCGCGCUGCCCCUGCCCGGUCCCCGGGGGCGCUGACUACUCCUACUGCACCAAGUGCAGGAGCCACCCUGGGGUCCCUGAGCCGGCGGGGGCCGCCCAGCUCGGCCGGGGCGGUGCUACCGCCAGACGAAGUGCGAGAGGCUCCGAGCCGGGCCCUGCCGCGCCCGCCCGGGAAGCCGGGGCCCCCGGUGGAGUGGGGUCCCUGCAGCCGCCUGGGGAGGAAGGAGACAGGGCGCAGGUUGUGUGGCAGUGGGUGCUGGAGAGCGAGCGGCCCGGCAAGCCCAAGCCCCACAGCGCCCAGAGCACCAAGCGGGCCUACCCCACAGAGUCGGCCCGCGCGUCCCCAGCCGAGCGGGCCGGCCGCCACCACCUGUGGGGGGGCAGCACCGGGCACCCCCGUGCCGCCCCCCGUGCCCACCUGACGUGCACCCAGGACUCUGCGGUGCCUCCCCUGACCCCGCCUAACACCCUGGCUCAGCUGGAGGAGGCGUGCCGCCGGCUGGCCGAAGUGUCCAAGCCCCCGAAGCAGCGGUGCUGUGUGACCGGUCAGCAGAGGGACAAGAGCCACCCGGGCCCCGGGGUGCCGGGCGCUGCGCCCUUCUCCAGCCCGAGCCCCGCUUCGGAGGACCACAAGGAGCCCAAGAAGCUGGCAGGGGUGCACGCACUCCAGGCCAGCGAGCUGGUGGUCACUUAUUUCUUCUGCGGGGAGGAGAUCCCCUACCGGCGGAUGCUGAAGGCCCAGAGCCUGACCUUGGGCCACUUUAAGGAGCAGCUCAGCAAAAAGGGGAACUACCGGUAUUACUUCAAAAAGGCGAGCGACGAGUUCGCGUGCGGAGCCGUGUUCGAGGAGGUCUGGGACGACGAGGUGGUCCUGCCCAUGUACGAGGGCCGCAUCCUGGGCAAGGUGGAGAGGAUCGACUGA